Molecule: messenger RNA, 1448 nt
Organism: Chara braunii
Lineage: Eukaryota; Viridiplantae; Streptophyta; Charophyceae; Charales; Characeae
Source: the annotation of a GenBank genome assembly
CGUGAAGAAGGAUUAGCCGUGACACCGUGAUGGAGGAGGUUGCUGGAAGCUCCGUACCCCAUGCAGAGCCUGAGGCCGGAGAACCAGAGAAAGUCUAUGGGAAGCCUAGGGAACAGGAGCCUGCGGACAAGGUUACCGCUGCCAAGAAAAAGUUUCGGUAUCAAAUCCCGAUCUUAACCGUGCACGAAAUCGACGACACCCUUAGCAAGUUACUAGGAACCAUGGUGUCGGUGUCGUUUCAGACCGUACUGCAGGCUAGCCCUAGGUUGCUCAAAGGGCUUAGGCAACUGUUGACUCGACGGCGAGUAGAGAUAGACGAAAACCCCAAAUUACCAGAAGAAGGAAGGGAGGAGGAAGCUCCGCAAGAGGUUGCUAACCUUCAAAGAAGUCGCGGGGAUCUGGAGGAUCUUGAGAAAGCCUUUGCAGACAUACGUUUGAGCUUGCCAGACCGAGAAGGUGGCGAAGUCAUGAGGGCACCUCCCGGGACAAAGCUCAGUUUCCAUGCGCUACUCGUAGGAAAAUUGAAGAUUCAGAUCGAAACUCAUCAUACCGACGCAUUAGUAGACGGGGAAGCAGAAAUCACUCUCAUAAGGAGAGAUUUCGCAACAAUCACAGGUUGUACGGUAAAUAAGGAAGUAACGGGGAGCAUCCGGGGAGCCAUUGGGGAAAUUUCGUUCCCAGGGUAUGUCACAAAAUGUGCAGUCAAGGCAGGAAUCAGGGAGUCAAUCUGGUCGUUUCAGCGAAUGACCGUAAUGGAGGAAAUGGAUCACAACAUUAUCCUCGGGAGGCCAUGGUGCGCAAACGUAGAAACGAUAUGCAUGUACUUGCACGAUGACACGUACAUGGUAGAUAUAGAGGACCCAGUGACCGGUCGGGGUGAGCUCCUCCGACUCCUCGGGACGGGAGGAAACCCUCCGAAGGGGAAGUUGGGAACGUGGUCGCCGUCGUUCAAGGAUAGCGCACGAAAAGGGGCUUUCGCGCGGAUGGAGGGCAUGAGAGAAAGGGUAAAAAUUAUGAUUGAGGAUGCUUUCAACAAGAAGGAAUGGAUCAAGAUGGGCCUGCCCCAGAAGAAGAGGAGGCAAGAGGACGAAAUCUUGGGCGUUAUGGUAGCAGAAAAGGAAUCAGAAGUCGAACUCGGUGCCAGCCUUCCCAGACGGAAAGAAGUACACAUGGACGUGCCAGAAGUCGCACUCGAGAUCCCUGAUUUGUUACAGCUCAUCAAGGCCCUCAGAUACCACAAGGUAGGAGUGGACUCAGCAACCUUGGCCAAAUUCGAAGGAGAGGUGCAAAAGGGAUAUUGUCUGAAUGGGAAAUUAGUUAGUAUUCAACCACGAAUCGCUGAGGCAACAAGGGCAAUCCCGACCGUUCAUUUUUUAGGAGAAAGAUCCCGGAAGGAAGUGUUCGAAAGUACAAGCCGAUAGGGAAAAAAACAAAAUCAGUCUCGAUCC